This is a messenger RNA of Pelobates cultripes (western spadefoot toad), 243 nucleotides long. The record is from the annotation of a GenBank genome assembly. Lineage: Eukaryota; Metazoa; Chordata; Amphibia; Anura; Pelobatidae.
AUGGCGGCUGCUAUGGCAACUAAAGCAGAUUUGCUAACGCUCACCACCACUAUUCAAGAUGCCCUACGAGCAGAGAUGGUGGGGCUCCACAUAGAGGUAGCUGCUCAAGCAGGUCGUUUCCAGACCUUAGAACACACCUCAGAAACACACUCUGCCAGAAUUAAUGCAACGGACACUGCCAUAGCCAGACAGGGGGAACUGAUAACUGAUUCUCCAUAUGCGCAGAAACCUGGAGGACCUUGA